Molecule: messenger RNA, 1962 nt
Organism: Orbicella faveolata
Lineage: Eukaryota; Metazoa; Cnidaria; Anthozoa; Scleractinia; Merulinidae
Product: ATP-dependent RNA helicase DDX19A-like
Molecular function (GO): RNA helicase activity; ATP binding; nucleic acid binding
Source: RefSeq, a predicted model, not a curated record
UUGUCUGGACAUUUUCUUUGACUACUACACUUUGAACUAAAAGAGAAAGUACAUUGUCAUAUAUUUCUGGCUUUCCUUGUUAGAGAGAUUGCAUUAAUACUCAGUUAUGGCCGAUGAAGACUGGGCGGCCGAAGUGGAUGAGCAGGAGCGACAGAUAACUGGUCAAGUCAAUCAGCUGAAAAUAGAUAACAGUAAACCUCCAACUGGGACUUCACCUUCUGAAGAAAAGCCAGCAGCUAAAGGGCAAGAAGACGAUGAUGCUGCUGUUGCUGCCGAGUCAUCACUUUUGACGAAACUUUUAAGGAGCAAACUCAUCCAGAACAAGAAUGAAGUUGAAGUGCAGCGAAAUGAUCCCAGUUCACCUCUUCACUCAGUCAAAUCAUUUGAAGAAUUGCCUCUGUCAGAACAGCUUCGCCGUGGUGUAUAUGAUAUGGGCUUCAACAAACCAUCCAAAAUUCAAGAAACAGCCUUGCCGAUGCUUUUAGCAGACCCACCCAAUAACAUGAUAGCACAAUCUCAGUCUGGAACAGGAAAAACAGCAGCAUUUGUACUGUCCAUGCUUAGCAGAGUAGAUGCAACAAAACACUUCACACAGGUGAUCUGCCUUUCGCCAACAUAUGAGCUGGCAUUGCAGACAGGCCAGGUGGCAGAAAAGAUGGGGAAGUUUUGUCGUGAGGUUAAGAUUGGUUAUGCAGUGAGGGGAGGAAAAGUGUCAAGAGGCCAGAAAGUGACAGAUCAUAUAUUGUUUGGCACACCAGGAACCCUGCUUGACUGGAUUUUACGACACAAAGUUAUUGAUUCAAAGAAAAUCAAGAUGUUUGUAUUGGAUGAAGCCGAUGUCAUGAUUGCUUUACAAGGACAUCAAGAUCAAUCUAUAAGGAUACACAAGACAUUACCAAAAGAUUGUCAAAUGCUGCUGUUCUCUGCAACUUAUGAUGAAGAGGUGAUGAAGUUUGCAAAAUCAGUCGUGCCUGAUCCACUCAUCAUUCGACUUCGCCGGGAAGAGGAGAGCCUGGAUAACAUCAAACAGUUUUACGUGGUGUGUCGUGAUAAAGAAGACAAGUUCCAGGCCCUCUCCAACAUGUAUGGAGUUGUGUCUAUAGGACAGUGCAUUGUAUUUUGUCAUGUAAGAACAUAUUCCUCGUGGCUGGCACAGAAAAUGACAGAGGAUGGACACGCAGUGGCGCUCUUAUCAGGCGAGAUUACAGUGGAGCAGCGUAUAGCAGUGCUCAACAGAUUCCGAGACGGCAAAGAGAAGCUACUCAUCACAACUAAUGUCUGCGCCAGAGGCAUAGAUGUCGAGCAGGUAACAGUUGUGGUAAACUACGACAUGCCCGUUGAGCCCACAGGCAAACCGGAUUUCGAAACAUACCUGCACAGGAUUGGCCGGACGGGCAGGUUUGGCAAGAGCGGCAUUGCAGUGAACUUUAUUGAUGGUCAGCGGUCGAUGGGUAUCAUGAAGAAAAUCGAAGAACACUUUGGAAAGAAAAUAUUACUUUUGGAGACCAAUGAUGUUGACGCAUUGGAGAAACUAACGUAAUAUGGUCACUAUUUCAAGUGGUAUUUCAGCUACAAGACAUCGAACUUAUUUUAAAACUUUAGAAUGUUAAGCUCUAGUACAUCAUGUGACUAGGAAGAUCCAUCUAUCCAUCUCUCUGUUAUUUCGAUCUCAAACUCGACAGAAGUUUAACUAAAUUUGUUUAGGUUUCUUCAAUGAGCAAUCGUUCAUUAGGUUACUUUGAAAUUUUUGCAGCGGCGAUUUUAAAUGCAUGCUUUUCAUUUGUUACUAUUUGAGUUUUGUUCACUGAUGGUUCGUUUUGUUCCAAGAAUGAAACGAUGAAGAAGGAUCAGUAUUUAUGACUGUAGCCCGUUAUCUUCGCGAUCAACGUGGUGUACUUUGUUGUUAAAACCAAAUUUCACAAUGUUUAUUAUCGUUGAUAAUUAAUAAAUCUUCCUCCAGCC